AUGGUGGGACAAUUCGCAGCAAGAAAAGAGCUAGCGACCGAGGAAUCAGCUGAGGAAAGAAGAUCAAAAGGGCGCAUUUCAGAAAUAAAGCCCACAACUGACACAGAAAACGAAACUAAGGAAAAGAUAGCAUUCUGCUCGGUUCCGCGGAGAACCAUCUUUGACAAAACUGUAAAGCCGGUCAUUCAAAAAGUCAAUUGUGCCAUACAGGCAAAGGCACAUUCUUUAGAUAAAUUAGGUGCCGCACGAGACGAUAAAAGCCAAAACCCGUUUCCUAGAUCAUCCAAAAGGCACCUUAAGUAG
Sclerotinia sclerotiorum 1980 UF-70 is the source of this 303-nucleotide messenger RNA. RefSeq lists its product with no specific name. The transcript has 2 exons. NCBI's taxonomy places the organism in Eukaryota, Fungi, Ascomycota, Leotiomycetes, Helotiales, Sclerotiniaceae. The coding region runs from base 1 to 303 and encodes 100 amino acids. The record is from RefSeq and is a predicted model, not a curated record.